AUGUCAGUCAAGCUCCAACGUCAGUUAGUGACUAAUCAUCCUUGGCUUUCAAAGUCUUUAUCUUCAAAAUCCAAGCAAGUAAAAGUUUUUGAAAAACAAAUCGGUGUGUCUAAAAAGGCUCAAGUAGCUUCUUAUGAAAUAGCUGAAUUGAUUGCUUUUAAAUUAAAACCUCACAAUUUGGCUGAGGAUAUUAUAUUACCAGCUUGUCGCAAAAUUUUAAAAAUAAUGAUUGGUGGAUCAGCAGAUAUUGAUAUUUGUAAAAUACCAUUUUCCAAUGACACAAUCCAUCACAGAAUUAAAGAUAAGUUGCAAAAUAUUGAGCAAAAUACUGCAAGAACUCUUGCAAAUUCAAAUUUUGCUCUACAAAUCGACGAAACAACAGAUAUUACAGGAAAAGCUUAA
Messenger RNA from Onthophagus taurus, 402 nucleotides. NCBI's taxonomy places the organism in Eukaryota, Metazoa, Arthropoda, Insecta, Coleoptera, Scarabaeidae. The record is from RefSeq and is a predicted model, not a curated record.